ACUUGGGGGCGCGAGAGGGUAGUAGGAAGAGUAUUUAAGGUGGAGCGGGGCGGAGGAGCUGUGCUGGAGCUGCUGGAGUUUAGCGGGUUUAAAGUGGUUUUUAAGGUAGUUUAAGGUGGUUUAAAGUAGUUUAAGGUAGUUUAAGGUAGCUUUAUUAAGUGUAAUAAUGAGCACUAUGUGUGGAGGAAUGGGAGGGGAGGAACCCGCCACCCCGGAGAUCCAGAACAUCUGCGAUACGGUGAAGUCGGACGCAGAGAAAAAAUCUGGGCAGAAUUUCGGGGUUUUCGUGGCCAAAUCUUUCACCACUCAGGUCGUCGCCGGAACCAAUUACUUCAUCAAGGUGCACGUCGGGGGGGAGGAGUAUGUUCACCUGAGGGUGUUUAAGUCCCUCCCCCACGCUGGAGAGAAGCUGCAGGUGCACGGAGUUAAAACCUCCAAGACCCACAACGAGCCAAUCAGCUACUUCUAAAGCCACGCCCCUGGCACCCAGCAGAUCUAACCCCGCCCCCUGCUCCGCCCGCUGCUCCGGGUUCUCCUGAGAUCAGCGCGGAACCAUAUCAUCCCUCUUUUAUACACAGAUUUAUUAAUUACAGCUGUAUUUUCAUUCCAAUUAAAUCUGUUACUGAACUUAAA
This is a messenger RNA of Astyanax mexicanus (Mexican tetra), 633 nucleotides long. RefSeq names its product cystatin-B-like. Gene Ontology annotation, cellular component: cytosol. The transcript has 3 exons. Gene Ontology annotation, molecular function: cysteine-type endopeptidase inhibitor activity. The coding region runs from base 167 to 469 and encodes 100 amino acids. NCBI's taxonomy places the organism in Eukaryota, Metazoa, Chordata, Actinopteri, Characiformes, Acestrorhamphidae. The record is from RefSeq and is a predicted model, not a curated record.